Messenger RNA from Aspergillus melleus, 1227 nucleotides. RefSeq lists its product as uncharacterized. The record is from RefSeq and is a predicted model, not a curated record. Lineage: Eukaryota; Fungi; Ascomycota; Eurotiomycetes; Eurotiales; Aspergillaceae. The coding region runs from base 1 to 1227 and encodes 408 amino acids. Gene Ontology annotation, biological process: transmembrane transport. Gene Ontology annotation, molecular function: transmembrane transporter activity. The transcript is spliced from 6 exons.
AUGCUCAUUAUCGGACGUGCUGUGGCUGGUAUGGGGGCUUCGGGCUUGAAUAAUGGUGCAUUGACCAUCCUAGCAAGCACUACUCCACCGGAGAAACGACCGUUUUAUAUGGGAAUCAUUAUGGGCGUCGCCCAACUCGGUGUCGUUCUGGGUCCGUUGCUAGGAGGAGUGUUCACGGAGCAUGCUACCUGGAGAUGGUGCUUUUAUAUCAAUCUUCCUAUCGGUGCCGCAAUCGCCGGCAGCCUUCUGUUGCUCAAAAUCCCCGAGCAAACGACCAAACCCCCUUUUUUCUCAGUCUUCAGAAAACUACCAUCCAAGCUCGACCUCGUUGGUUUUCUUCUCAUUGCACCCUCUGUCAUCCAAUUGCUCCUAGCUCUUGAGUAUGGUGGCAACCAAUUUGCCUGGAACAGCUCGACUGUCAUCGGCCUCUUCUGUGGGUCUGGUACGACCUUCCUGGUGUUUCUUUACUGGGAGCACCGUCGAGGCAACGAGGCAAUGGUUCCAUUACAUAUGCUCCGGCAGCGGAUUGUCUGGACGAGCUGCGUCAACCAGACCUCCAUCAUGAUCAUGAUGAUAUGCGCAUCCUAUUUCUUACCGACGUACUUUCAAGCCGUAAAAGGCGUUUCUCCCACAAUCAGCGGGGUGGAUCUUCUCCCUAGCAUUAUCGGUCAGUUGGUAGCAUCGGUAGUCUGCGGAGCUCUAGUCGGCAAACUGGGCUAUUAUCUUCCAUGGUCCGUCGCCUCAGGGGUUAUCACCGCUAUCGGCAAUGGUUUGGUCUCCACGUUCUCGCCGUCCACAUCAACCGGGAAAUGGGUCGGAUAUCAGAUCCUUCUAGGAGCAGGCCGCGGAUUAGGAUUUCAAGCACCAAUAAUCGCCAUUCAAAACGCCUUGCCACCCGCGGAGAUAGCGGUGGGUAUGGCUCUGAUGAUGUUCUCCCAAACGCUGGGCGCCUCCGUAUUCUUGGUUGUUGCCAACGUGAUAUUCACCACGAGCCUUCGAGCGGAGAUUCCUAGGUACGCACCGGAUACUGAUCCCGGGGCAGUUAUUGCAGCAGGAGCAUCGGCAGUGCGAGAUGUGGUCACUUCUGCGGCGGCAUUGGCUGGAACGUUGCAGGCGUAUGCGGUCGGUGUGGAUCGAGUGUUUUACCUAACCGUUGGGUUUUCCGGAGUUUGUUUUGUGUCGGCAUGGGGAAUGGGAUGGAAGGAUAUUCGACGAAAGGACACUUAG